UGUUGCUAUUUCGAAACGAGGCUAUUACAUAAUUCAUUUCUUCCUCGAUAAAACAGGCCAUCAAAAAACAAUAACAAAAACAUGGUGCUUGUGAAUGUAAUGGCGCGUUUAUUAUAUUUACUUUGUUAGGGAUCGUUGAUUUGAAUAUUGAAGAUCCAAAUGGCACAGUCUCCUGUUUUACCGAUUAUCCCAAACACAGAGUUUGUGGAACAUUUUAUAGACAGCUUAGAAAACUUACCUCUAGAUAUACAACGCCAUGUUUCUCAGUUACGUGAAUACGAUGUAUUGUAUAGAACAAAGCUAGAACAAAUAGGACGUUGGUUAUGUAUGUAUCGAAAGGAAGAUACUAGUCAGGAAAAAAGGAAGUUCUUAACAAAAAUACAAAAGUGUCUUAUCAAAUCACAGCAAUUUGGUGACGAGAAAUUGAACAUUAUUUCCCAAAUAGUUGACUUGGUUGAAGCACGCGCGCAGUUAGUCUCCAAAGAAGCGGAAAGUAUCGAUAUGGAACAUAAAGAUGACAUUAAGAACACUGUUUCUAACACCCAUCGUGUAAAACUGGAAAAAUCUAAAAAUAUGCAGAGUAAUGAAAAACUGGUCAAGAGUAUUUAUGAAAAGCCUAAGCGCAUGCGGAGAGUACGUACCAUAGAAAAAUUGCAGGAGAAAAAUGACAAAAGCAGUACUAGUCCUCGCCAUACAGCCAAGGAGAACGGUCAGGACGAUGAGGACGUUGAAAUGGAAGAAGAAGAAGAGGAGGAAGUUGAAAUGCGACAAAGAAAGGAUACAAAGAAAAAACAAGAUAAAACGAAAGACAAAGAUAAAAUAAAGGAAGAUAAAGAAGAAAAGAAAGUUGAACGGAAUAACAAAGCUGGCAAAGUAACAAAAAAGAACAAUAAUAAACAAACUAAAGUAAAGAAGAAGAAAAAGAAGGAGAGAGAAACAACGCUGGAUGAUUUGCCUGUCGAUCCGGAUGAGCCGGUAUAUUGCGUAUGUAAUAGUAUCUCAUACGGCGAUAUGAUUGGCUGUGAUAAUGAGGAAUGCCAAAUCGAGUGGUUCCAUUUCGGGUGCGUUAAUUUGACGCACAAGCCUAAAGGAAAAUGGUAUUGCCCGCAUUGCACGAUAGAAAGAAAGGAAAAGAACAAAAAGUAAACUUUUGAUCGCUUUUUUUGUACAUACAAAAAUGCUUCUUUCAAGCAAACACUCCUCGAAACAAA
Hydractinia symbiolongicarpus is the source of this 1211-nucleotide messenger RNA. RefSeq names its product inhibitor of growth protein 1-like. Gene Ontology annotation, biological process: positive regulation of DNA-templated transcription. The transcript has 2 exons. Lineage: Eukaryota; Metazoa; Cnidaria; Hydrozoa; Anthoathecata; Hydractiniidae. Gene Ontology annotation, cellular component: nucleus. The record is from RefSeq and is a predicted model, not a curated record. Bases 160 to 1146 code for a protein of 328 amino acids.